This is a messenger RNA of Labeo rohita (rohu), 1945 nucleotides long. RefSeq lists its product as uncharacterized. The coding region runs from base 84 to 1685 and encodes 533 amino acids. NCBI's taxonomy places the organism in Eukaryota, Metazoa, Chordata, Actinopteri, Cypriniformes, Cyprinidae. The record is from RefSeq and is a predicted model, not a curated record. Gene Ontology annotation, molecular function: GTP binding. The transcript is spliced from 3 exons.
CUGACAUUUCAUCCAGACACUCAACGCAGAGGCUGCAGACUGGAAGGUGAAGGAAAAGCUCUUCUUUGAGUCCAGCGAUCAUCAUGAGUAACACAAAGCCGAAGCUUCCACCACGAAGACCAUCUCUGAUUCAUGAAGGUCCUCCAAAACGAUACCGUCUACAUACAGAAAGAAAAGAUCUUGAUGGCUACGGAAAAGUCCGAAAAUGGACUUAUGGAGACAAAGAUAACAGUAAACCAAACAAAACUGUUCUUCUGGUGGGAGAGACCGGCGCGGGUAAGACGACUCUCAUCAACACCGUGGUCAACUAUAUACUGGGAGUGAAGUUUGAGGAAGAAAAGUGGUAUGAAAUCACAGAAGAAGCAGCUGGAGAUCAAUCAGAGUCACAAACUUCUGAAAUCACCAUGUAUGAGGUCUUUUCUACGAAGAGUCCUAUGUCUCUCACCAUCAUUGAUACUCCAGGUUAUGGAGAUACUAGAGGACUGGAAAAAGACCUGGAAGUUGCAGAGAAUUUAUCUGCACUGUUUCAAAACAAAGAUGGAGUUUGUGAAGUCGACGCUGUGUGUUUUGUGAUUCAAGCGGCUAAGAAUCGUCUCUCAGACAGACAGCAUUACAUUAUCAGUUCAAUUCUGUCUUUGUUUGGAAAAGACAUUGUGAACAACAUUGUGUUUUUAAUCACACACUCUGAUGGUCUGCCACCCCAAAAUGUCCUCAGUGGCAUCAAAAAAGCUAGAAUCCCUUGCAGACAAGACAAAAAUGGUCAACCUGUUUAUUUCUUGUUCAACAACAGGCAGACUGAAGGCCGUCACACUAAAGAACGUCACAUUCGUGCUCAGAGAGACGCUUGGGAAGACAGCGUGGAUGGCAUGAAGAAUUUCUUUCAGUCUCUGAAUGAAAUGAACAGAAGAAGUUUAGAGCUGACUUCAGAUGUCCUGAUGGAGCGCAUUCAGUUUGAAGCAUCCAUCUGCAACUUACAGCUGCGAAUUCAAGAGAAGGAGCUGAAAAUAGCUGAAAAACGUCAGAUUCAGGAGGCAAUGAUGCAAAACAAGGGAAAGAUAGAAGAGUGUAAAAACUUCACCAUUAAAGUAAGAAAGACAGUCAAACUGAAGGUUCCCAUUGACAGUAAGUCAUGGAAGAACAGGAAGGCGACGACCUGCACCGUCUGUGAGGAAAACUGCCAUGAGUUUGACUGCUGGUGGGUUUCUGAUCCCAGCAAAUGUGAAGUCAUGAAAAAAGGCUACUGCACUGUGUGCAUAGGGAAGUGUCACCACAGCAAACACGUCAAAGAAAACAAGAAAUACGUCAUUAGAAUUUCGAACGUCAUGAUGGAGUUUGACUCUAUAAAAAAAGAAUAUGAAAAAGCCCAAGAACAGUCCAAGAUAUAUUCAGUUUUAAUGGAUCAUCUUGACAAAGAUCUAAGGGAGAUUGAGGACCAAAAGUCAAAUCUUCUGUCUGAAGCUUACCAGACCAUCAAGCAUCUGUCUCAGAUCGCAUUAAAACCAGACUCUGCCUUCACUCUUCAGCAUCUCGACUUCUUUAUCCCCAGAGUGAGGGAGGCUGGGAGAGAAAACUGGGUGCGAGAGCUGGAGGAAAUGAGGAGAAAAGCUGUAGCUGAUGAAGCCAAUAAAGACGCUCUGAGUUAUCUUAAAGCUGGUCUGGGGAAACUUUUCCUGACUGGGAAAUGAUUGAAUCCAGUAGAGUGAAUAAUGAACGAAGACAACUGCUGCUUACAAUGAGAAAUCAUCCCAUCCCUGGUUACAUCAUACAGAUUUCGAAAUCUGUAUUAUUUUCAUUUUUGUAAUAUGAAGGUUACAUUAAUCAUGUAUACUUUUCUUAAAAUAUGAAAUCGUACCAACACAUGAUAAAACAUCAUAUUUUGGACUACUACAUAUAAUGAGUAUUACGUUUAUAUUGUUGUAUAUACUGUGUUACCUUCUUAUGGCAA